UCAAGCAGCCGACCCGAGUGAGAUCGCUCUCGACUCCCCGGCCCCUUGUUUAUACCUGUGUGUAUGUGACACAUGGAUAAAGUGGGUAUAAUCGAAUGUAAAAGGCGAGGCAUAAAGGGGGAGGAAGGCCUCACUUGAUUGUGUUUGACGACAGGCAUCUGGGCAACGACGAGGUAGUGGCACGCGUAAAUAUAUCAAUGCUCAACCAGCGCCAUCGUGUUGCGAUAAAGAGCUACAGUUUAUCCGGUUAAAACCUCACUCUCUCUCUCCCUCGGCACUUGGACCGAGCCGGCAAUUUUGUUUCAUUCGUUUUGUUGGUUUUAGGCCUUUCGUUUCUCUAUUUCGUCCCCUGUGAUUUCACUUACCCUCUCUUCGACGGUGAACUGCGCACAUUCUUGCGCAUAAUCGACGUUGCUGGAUAGUUCCGGCUUAGUUAAUCGAGCCACAUCGCUCUCAUCUAUCUGCACAUGUUUUUUUCUUAGUUUGUUCGAGUGGUUCUCGCUUUUUUUUGCGCCUCUGUUGUUCUCCCUCCAGAGUUGUCGAUGCGGCGCUUGACAUUCGCCCUCGUGAUUAUUGAUUUUUCGGGUUUUUAGGGGAGCGUGGAGCGUGGGGGACGUGGGUUUGUUUUUUUUUCAUUGUUUUGAACAGGUGUUGCCCCUGUUGCGGAAUAAUGAAUAUGUCGAUGUAAAUCGUUUUUGGUAUUUGAUAAUUUUGCAAUUCCGUUGUUCAUUGAGAGGAGAUGCAGAUGAAUUUCAUGGGAAAUAUUCGGUUGAUUCCACGAAAAAAUAAAAAUUCAUGAUUUGCUUUCAUUUUAAAUGAAAUUUUCAGAUUUUAGGAUUCAUGAAAUGGGUCACGUGGGCUCAAGCUGGCCAUUGGGAUUCUACCGCCAAAUUUGGAGCUAUAAGUCAUGCGCAUAACGAGAAAUUAUGGAAAAUGAGGGACUUGAGAAUGUGCAGUUCAGUCAUGAGGAAUUGGUGAAUUUAACGAGGGAGGCUAUUUAUAAAAUCAUCGAGAGUGAUCCAUUGUUUCGGGGACUUCCGUCAGAUGCAACUGUUGAGGAGAUAAAAGCGCAAACUGCAGUUGCACAAGGCCAAGCAAUAACUGUCUAUUUGACCAGGGGAAAACUCCCAAAACUCGCUAUAGUGAUUCCACCUCACAACACAACAGUUCUAGAUCUCAAGAAAGCAAUAGAAUGCCAAACAAAUUUAUCACUGAAGCGAGAAAAAGUCUAUAAGAAAAUAAGUUGGAAACACGUCUGGAAAAAAUACCAUAUCCAUUUCGACGAAAUUCCCCUCAGCAACGAUGAAGAAAACAUAAAGACUUACGGAGUAUCAAAUAGAGUAGAACUUCAUUACAGAAAGCGUUACAGAGAGAAGAAUAAAAUUCGUCACGGUGUAAAAAAUUGAUAAUUCAAUAAAUCUGGAGUAAUAAAUUUA
Molecule: messenger RNA, 1436 nt
Organism: Diachasma alloeum
Lineage: Eukaryota; Metazoa; Arthropoda; Insecta; Hymenoptera; Braconidae
Product: U11/U12 small nuclear ribonucleoprotein 25 kDa protein
Exons: 3
Coding region: 927-1406 (159 amino acids)
Biological process (GO): mRNA splicing, via spliceosome
Cellular component (GO): U12-type spliceosomal complex
Source: RefSeq, a predicted model, not a curated record